CGCCCGGUCUUUCACGCCGGCGACGUAACUUCCCACCGUGGAAGUUUUAGAUAAGUUGUUGGCCGAGAUAAAAAACGGGCGGAAGUGUCAAGUUUACCAGACUCGGUGGUGAUGUUUCAUAUGUCCUUCAAAAUAAAAGCGCGGUUGUAUAUUUGAAUACACCAAAGGCUACCGAAGUUAAGCUAAUGUUUGGUUACACCCUUAUUGUUUUGUUAGUUGAUUAUUAUUAUUAUAUUUGUUGUGUGUGUGUGUAUAUAUAUAUAUAUAUACUGUGCAUUUUUAUAUAUAAUAUUGCUUUACUAUGUAUACAUGCUGUAAAACCAUUUCCCUUUGCAGGAUUAAGAAAGUAUCUAUCUAAUUAAUAUAAUUAGAAUCCUGUCAUACAGUUGCAUUGAAAGUGUUGUGUCUCUCCAAAUGUUUCACGUGCCAAGCUUUGCAUUAGAAAGUAAACGGCGAGUUGAUUAAUAGUUUAUAAUGGAACGUAUAUAUUACAGCGUAACUUUCAGCCACAUUUGCCCCAAUCAACCUAGGUAACUUGCUGUGUCUAUAUCUGCUAGCUCUCCUUUUGUAAUUCAACAAUAUUUGUAUGGUUUAAAUCGGGUAAACUUGAAGGGAAAAGUGUCUCCAGGUUUCUUUCUCAGCUUAACGUCACUGUAGAUACAUGCUUAUAAUAUAUAAUAUAAUUUUAAGUAAGGUUUCAGUCAUUAAUACUGUUCUAUAUAAUCCUGAGGCAAAGAGAGGGUCAUUAUUAUUAUUAUUAUUAUUAUUAUGGAGACGUCAACGAAAGCCAGUUUGUAGGGAUGCUUUUAUUCUGACUGUUACAUUACACUACUUCCGCUUUCUAUGCGUCACGCACUCGCUAGCUUCACACAAACCAGGUAGCGAGCAAGCUACCGACGGGGAGGCUGGUGCUCCGGGGGGACCGACCGGAGUUUUGACGCCGCUAGCUUAGCCAGCGUCGCCCGCUAAGCGAGUCACCCGCUGUCGUUGGUCUUCCAGCAUGCUAACAGCGGCCGCUUAAACCCGCAACACACACGACGCGCACCGCACGGGCGAGUCUCCGGUCCGGACUCCGCAGAGGUCCAGCGGAGCUGAACUUCGCGCGUAGCCAUGCGGCAGUGGUGCGUCCCCGCCGCGACCCCUCGCGCUGAACCACUCCCGGGGCGCCUGUCCGUGUCACCCCCUCCAUCGGAUGCCAGGAUGGAGUGCUGCUCGGUGGAGCCGCGCUACACCCUGGAACAGAUCGACCUCCUGCAGCGCCUGCGUCUCUCCGGCAUGACCAAACCUCAGAUCCUCCACGCGUUGGAGUCCCUGGAGAGGCUGGACCCGGACCACCGGCCGUCGCACUGUGACUCUCAACCCGCGCCGUCCAACGACAACAACAACAACACCGCCAACGCCAACAACCCGCCCGCCGCCGCCGCCGCCGCUCCGGCCCCGUCCUCCUCAUCCUCCUCCUCCUCCUCGCUGUCCCUCGCCUCCGCCACCACGCAGACGUCCGGCCUGGACGGCGCCGCGCUGUCGCCCAGCAACAGCUACGAGGCCUCGCCGCCGCCGCUCUACCCUCUCAGCGGCGCGGCGGUCCAGCGGUCGUUCAGCUACGACAUGAUGGGAGACGACGAGUGGGACCUGGAGGAGAAGGUGGAGGAGUACAUGAGGAGGGACAGCAACCUGGUGAAGGAAGAGAUCAAAACGUUCCUCAACAAUCGGAGGAUCUCUCAGGCGAUCGUGGGCCAAGUCACAGGCAUCAGCCAGAGUUACAUCUCCCAGUGGUUGCUGCAGCAGGGCCUCGAGAUGAGCGACUCCAAGCGCCGCGCCUUCUACCGCUGGUACCUGCUGGAGAGGAAUAACCCAGGGGCCACCUUGUCCAUGCGUUCUCUGGUGAAGGAGGAACCCGAUUGGAGGACGGGCAUCAUGUCCGGCGACAGGGCGGGGCUUGUGGGCGGGCCCCUGAGGCUGCGCAGAGGAAGCCGGUUCACCUGGAGGAAGGAGUGCCAAUCAAUCAUGGAGAGCUUCUUCAUGGAGAACCAGUACCCGGACGAGGCGAAGCGAGAGGAGAUCGCCAACGCCUGUAACUCCGUCAUUCAGAAACCGGGCUGCAAACUGUCCGAGUUUGAGCGCGUGACGGCGUUGAAGGUGUACAACUGGUUCGCCAACCGGCGGAAGGAGAUGAAGAGAAGAGCGAAUAUCGAAGCUGCCAUUUUGGAAAGCCACGGAAUCGAGGUGCCAAGUCCGAGCUGCCAGUCGAACGGUGAGGAGGGAGAGAUGCCCGAGUUCGCCGACCAGGUGACUCAUCGAUUCUCAGAGCAGGAAGACGCCUCCUCCCACAGGAUUGUCGACCAACCAGACGCCUCCUCGUCGGCGACCACAGAGGCCGCGGCGGCCCCGCCGAGCCCCCCCCCCCCCACCACCUCCUCCGCCGCCGCCUCAGGCCCCGGAUCGGAAGGAGGAGGAUUCGAAAAGGGAGACAGUGGACGAGGAGUGACCAAAGCUGGUGGAGUUUGGAUCAUAUUUGAAUUUCAAUGAGAUGAAAUGAGAUUUCAAUGGGAAAAAAAUAUGUCUCCACCUCCACCACCCAUGUAGAGCCUUUUGGGGCCAAUCGCACCCAAAGGUCAAAGGGAGAAGGGUGCUGAAGCUCGCUGGGGUGCCUCUGAUAGUAAGGAGGCCACUGUAUUUAUCAACAGUAAUCCUGCUUAUAUUAAUGGCAAUAUACAGUAUAUGAAUAUAUAUAUAUAUAUAUCGAUAUAUAGUGCAUUCCAAGAUGGUAUUAAAAAGCCUAAAUUCCUUAGAGGGAGGAUUAUGUAAUGGCUACCUCGCCCAUUUUAAGCUCCGCCUUUUCUUUGAUUCUUCGCUACAUGCCUUGUGUUAGCCUUUUAAAACAAAAGAGUGUUUGAUUGAUGGACUCUGGUGACGUGUGCUGAGCCUGCAGGUCAGGUGUGGUUGGGUGUAGAG
This is a messenger RNA of Cyclopterus lumpus (lumpfish), 2952 nucleotides long. RefSeq lists its product as uncharacterized. The coding region runs from base 1111 to 2526 and encodes 471 amino acids. Gene Ontology annotation, molecular function: double-stranded telomeric DNA binding. Gene Ontology annotation, cellular component: nucleus. The record is from RefSeq and is a predicted model, not a curated record. NCBI's taxonomy places the organism in Eukaryota, Metazoa, Chordata, Actinopteri, Perciformes, Cyclopteridae. The transcript is spliced from 9 exons. Gene Ontology annotation, biological process: positive regulation of DNA-templated transcription.